AAUUAAAAACAUAAUGCUGGCCAUUACUGGGGAUAGUGAUGAGUUUGGGACCAUCUUUAUUAGUCUGUUGGUACCCGAAUGAAAAUGUCUUAUAGGUGGCAGAAUAAGUAGAAGAGAAAUGAUAAAGGGCACUCUGGGAGGAUUGACAACAAGAGAAAGUGAAAUGAAAGGAAAUUCAGAGGAACAAUUGCUUAAAGAAAAUGAAAACCAAAAAUGAGUAGAGGAUGGUGUCAUAGCAUUUAAAGGAGAGCAGCUAGAAGAAAUAGCUCGGUUUGAACCUGCCUUUUGGACUUGUACUGAACCAUUAAGCCAUCCCCCCAGCGCCUGAGUCGGAAUUCUCCAGAUCCAGUGUUGGCCCGCACUACCGUCCAACCCGGCAAGCAGGGUGGUGAGAGGACUCGUAGGGAACUAAAUACCUUCAUUCGAAGGGUCUGUUUUCUUUUUAUUGUUUUUGUUUUUUAACGAGACACCUGCUCAGCUCUGGCUUAUGGUGGUGCGUGGGACUGAACCUGGGACUUUGGAGCCUCAGACAUGAGAGACUGCAUAACUACUAUGCUAUCUACUCCCUUCCCAAAUAUUUAUUUUAGAUAGAAAAAUUGAAAGGGAAGGGAGAGAUAUAGGGAGAUAUAAAGAGCCCCGGGUACCCCAUGAAUGUCCCCCCAAAUCAAAGCCUCCUUCCCUAAUUGCCACUGCACAAGUCAGUGCCUAGGGGCCCGGCCCCCUGCCCACAGGAACCCCAGGUCCUCCGGGUCUGGUUGUGGGUUUGCAGCCUUGCAGACUGCCCUGACCCGUCCUCCUCACUGAAUCCCAAGUCGCUAGUUCGUAUCACCCUCCUCUUUCCGUGAAGUGGUAACUUUGCAAGCAUUAUCUCCCCGCACAAACAGAACCCUCUGAGGAGCGCGGAACCAAAGUCUCGCGCAUGGGCCAGGGGCACCGGGGUUGAAUUUUUGAACGCUGUCGCCCGCGCAGAGCCUCCUGGGAAAUGUAGUAUCUGCGCUUAAAGUCGCUGGCCUGGGGACUGUCUUCGUAGGCUAGGCGCACAGUGCUGUCUCCUCGCUCUUCCGGGUGGGAAUGCGUGGUUCCCACGGCAACGCGCAGGCGCUCUAGGGCCGUGGGCACAGCCGCUUGAUCAUUGUGUUGGGCGGGCGAUAUGGGGACUGCGGGUUGCGGCCGCCGCGGGCAGAGGCUGCUCGGAAGGCGAUGCAGCGGUGAUCAGGGUUGUGGAGGUUUCUUACUUGAGGAAUCUGGCUCACCCCAUUGAUUAAAGGGCCCAUCAGAGUAGAAGGAAUGGCCUUCAGGUGCCUGCCCAGCAUAGUCCAGGAGCCAGUGACUUUCAGGGUCGUGGCUGUGCUCUUCACCUGGGAGGAGUGGGCCUGGCUGCAGCCAGCACAGAGGGCCUUGUACCGAGAUGUGAUGCUGGAGAACUAUAGCAAUGUGGCCUCACUGGGACUCCUGGGACCCAGAUCAGAUGUGCUUUCUCAGUCAGACAGCAGGGCAGGACACCUGUGGAAGGACACCUCCGGAGACUCCUGUCUUGACUGGAUGAUUAUGCUUGUGAGUAAGAUGUCAACUUUUAAAGCAGAUAUAUCUGAAGCAGAAUUGGAUCAGGUGGCAGUGAAAGGAAGAUUCACUAGCAGUGGUCACUGGAAAUGUGACAGCCUGUUGGGAUUGCUUCAAGGAAACCAGGAGAUAAAGUUGGAGCAAGAAGUAGUUGCUCACCAGAAAGCCUCACCUAAGGUUAGUGAGCAGGAGGGUGUUGAAUCUGGGAAGGACUGCAUUAUCAGAUCAUCUUUUGCCCAUAGUCAGGCACUUCAGUCUAGCAAAAAUACCCUUGAAUGUGAUAUGUGUGGGAAGGUCUUCUCAAAGAGUUCAACUCUUAAUAAACAUCAGAAAAUUCAUACUGAAAAACUUAACGCAAAUCAGAAAACUAAUAUUAAGGAAAAGCGAUAUGAAUGUAGAGAAUGUGGGAAAGCUUUUCACCAGAGCACACACCUUAUCCAUCACCAAAGAAUUCACACUGGAGAGAAACCAUAUGAAUGUAAGGAAUGUGGCAAGGCCUUCUCAGUGAGCUCUUCAUUGACUUACCAUCAGAAAAUUCAUACUGGAGAGAAACCUUUCGAAUGCAACUUAUGUGGAAAAGCUUUUAUCCGAAACAUCCACCUUGCCCACCAUCAUCGAAUACAUACUGGAGAAAAGCCUUUUAAGUGUAAUGUAUGUGACAAGGCCUUUGUGUGCCGGGCACAUCUUACCAAACACCAGAAUAUCCACACUGGAGAGAAACCAUAUAAAUGUAAUGAAUGUGGAAAAGCCUUCAAUCAGAGUACAAGUUUUCUUCAGCAUCAGAGGAUCCACACAGGAGAGAAACCCUUUGAAUGUAAUGAAUGUGGAAAGGCCUUCAGGGUAAAUUCUUCCCUUACUGAGCAUCAAAGAAUUCAUACUGGAGAGAAACCUUAUAAAUGUAGUGAAUGUGCAAAAGCCUUUAGAGAUAAUUCAUCCUUUGCUCGGCAUCGGAAAAUUCAUACUGGAGAGAAGCCCUACAGAUGUGGUUUGUGUGAAAAAGCUUUCAGAGACCAGUCAGCCCUAGCCCAACAUCAAAGGAUUCAUACUGGAGAAAAACCCUACACAUGUAAUAUAUGUGAAAAAGCCUUCGGUGACCAUUCAGCCCUUACUCAGCAUAAGAGAAUUCAUACGAGAGAAAAACCAUACAAAUGUAAAGUCUGCGAGAAAGCCUUUAUCCGAAGCACACACCUUACUCAACACCAGAGGAUACACACAGGAGAGAAGCCCUACAAAUGUAAUAUAUGUGAGAAAGCUUUCAACCAGACUGCAAACCUCAUUCAGCAUCAGAGGCAUCAUGUUGGAGAAAAGUAGGAAUUGCAGUUUACAAAGAAAAGCCUUGAGACUGGACAUAUUGAUCAUUGAAUGUAGAGAAUCCAUUCUAGUGGGCCCCAAGGUAAGCAUUUUGUCUACUAAAAGUCAGGCUUCACAGCAUGGUGUGUUUUGAAAAUUUAAGAAUGAUGAAACAUACUUUUGUAGUCCAAGACUGUUUCCAUUAAAUAGCAGUAGCAUUUAAUGAGUCUGAAUUACCAAAUACCAGAACCAAAAUGAAACUUCAUAAAAAAAAUUUAAAAAUACAAAAAUUGUUUUACCAAAUUUACAUUUUAACAAGAUAUAUAGUAAAAUUUAUGAAAGUAUUGUGAAACACAAAAACAAAAAUGAGAACCCUAGGUUCUCUUAUAUGAUAACCCACCUUCAGUAGGAAUCCUUAGUUCUCUCCUUACUACCCAGUGUAAAGAAAGUGCAAUCACCUAUCAUCACCUUGGACUUAGUGCUUCCAACUUUCUUCUGCAAAGCAUCUUUUGCUAGCUCUUCCUGAUCCUUUAUGUUCACUGCCUUCUUCAUUUCAUUCAUAAUCUGGGACACUUCAUUUGAAGACAUGUCUGUCUUUUGAUUCAUCAUCUUUUAUUAGCAACAUUGUGACACUUACUGUCACCCCAUGGUAAGACCUCAUACACAGUUAAUACUCCCAAAUAUUGCACAUACACACCCAGCUUUCAGAAUGUGCAAUCAAAAUUUCUCAUUUUACUUAGUACCUCUGGGCAUCAGCUUGACUUCGACUCUGGGCUGACAUGUGAAACAUUGACUUCAUCUAUGUACACAGUUGUUCUGCACUACAGAUGUUUUUCACACUGUAGGAAAGGGAAAAUUCAACUUAGGUUGUGAUGAUCCCAAUCAUGUAGUGGUAUAGACCUCAGCCCCAUAAUGUGUCAUUCCUAAGGUACAACUGUCAUGAGAUGUUGCAAUCUCAAGUUCAAUUCUCAGAUGUUUCCAGUUCACCCUUCUUGUCUUUUCUAUGUCCUCUGCAUUAGAGUGAGUUUGUUCCUUUCAGAAUAUUGAUCUGCAUUCUUUGUCAUGUUUUUGUUCAAUUUUCUGAAACAAUGAUCUGUGGAAAGUAGCAAGCUUUGAGUUACUACUUUUUUUUUUUUGCCUCCAGGGUUAUUGCUGGGGCUCGGUGCCUGAACCACAAAUUCACUGCUCCUAGAGGCUGUUUUUUCCCCUUUUGUUGCCCUUAUUGUUUAUUGUUGUUGUGGUUAUUAUUGUUUUUAUUGCUAUCAUUGCUGGAUAGGACAGAGAGGGGAGAGAAAGACAGACAUCUGCAGACCUGCUUCACUGCUUGUGAAGCAACUCCCCUGCAAGUGGGGAACCAGGGGCUCAAGCCAGGAUCCUUAUGCAGGUCUUUGUGCUUCACAUGUGCACUUAACCCACUGCGCUACCGCCCAGCCCCCUGAGUUAUUACUUUUAAAAAAGUUACUUAUGUUAAUGAGCACUGCUCAGCCUUGGCUUAUGGUGGUGCUGGAGAUUGAACCUGAGACCUUAGAGCCUCAGGCAUGGAAGUCUUUUGCAUAACUAUUAUGCUAUCUAAUUCCCUGAAUUAGUAUUUUUAUACAGUUGUGACCAUUUCCUCUCCUCCUCUGGGGUAUUUCACCACUUUUUGGUUAUGCCAUUCUGACAGUGGUGGUCAUACAACAUGAAGCAAUUCCAUAGGUCAAGAAGUGAACUAUAGCAUUCUCUAGCAGAGGCAGUGCCCAUGCCCCAAAAUGUGAGUGAUGCUGGGUCACCCUGAAAGUACAGUUCCUUUCCCAUCUUUAAUCCCUCAGUGAGUUCAGAUGAAAUUACCAUCUUUGUGGCUACACACACCUCUGGUGGCACUUGCCCUUCUUCUACUUCAAAGAACAGGAGCCUAGCACUGCUGCAGACUGCAGCACACCAUAACAGACAGAUGGAAUAGCAAGUAAACUACUUGGAAUCUGAUCUGUGGAAGUGUUCAUUUAGUUGGAUGACCUGCUGGCCUCUACAAAUCCUAUACCUCAGCUCCUAGUUACAGAAGAUGGAAUGUAUCAAUAUGGGAUUGCUGGACUCCAGGACACAGGCUUGGAACUUCCAGCAACUUUCAGGCCCACAUUCUCCAGAUUUAACUUCCAUCCAGUAAAGGUCAUUUGUAUGGGGUGGUAUCUAAUAUGAGGUGAUCAGUGACUGACUGUUUCUCACCCUACUACACUGCAAGUGGAGUGGCCUUUAAGGAGGUCACUUGAGACCUUCCCUGCCGUGGGAAUGUUCAUCUACACCCUGAUAUCCCAACCAUCCCAGUUAUUACAAUAACCUUAGAAAAUUCACAGCCACUGAUCUCUGCCUGCACUACCACCCCUAUGGCCUGACUGGUUCUGCCUCUCACACAUUUGCCUUCUUGAAUCCCUGAGAAACACCCUUCAAAGUUAAGUUUGUUCAUUUUGUUUGUUUUCCCUGAGAGCCACUGUGAUGUGUCUACAGUUGUGCUGGGCUCAAGGCAACUUGUUGAUCCUGGUGGCAGCUCCAGUGGCUGUCCCCACAACAGAGACAGUGCAGCAGGAAGGUUUCAUUUUAGGUUCCAAGCCACACUCCUGAACUCAUGUCUGUCAUUCUUCAGUUUUUGAGAAAUUUGACUUCUGGGAUGCCUGUUCACCUAGCCUUUCAGCAGCAGCAAAAAGUUAGACAUGUCCGGGCUCACUGGAUGCAUUUGUGUUAAUGCUUUUUGACCAGGCAGUUCUCCAAAACUUUAUCUUAUACUGCCAUAUAUCUCAAAGGACUCAACAUUUGUCUGGGUAAUAGUCUGUGUUUACGUAUUUGAAUCCUUGUGGCUCUCUGAGUUGAUUUUGUUUGUUUGUUUAGUGUUUUUUGUUGUUACUAGAGCACUCUCAGCUCUGGCCAUUGGUGGUGCUGGGGGAUUAAACCUGGAAACACAGAACUCAAGCAUGAAGACCAUUUGCACAUCCAUUUUACUAUUUCCUCAGCCCCUUGCCAGACCUGCCCCGUCAUCUCUUUUGACUCAUCCCCUAAAAGUGCACAUUUGAGAACCCUGAAAUCAGGUCCUUGCAUCACAUCUUCUGCCAGCAGAUCUGCAUGUGUGAGACAAGACUUCAACUGUUGUGGCGAGUGACUUCGAAUUUCCCCCUCCUUGCCCUAAAAUGAGUUUAUUUUAAAAGAUCCUGUGAUUCCCAGGAAGAGUUGACUAGUCACCCACAUGGGCACUGAGUGGUGAGGGCCGAUGGUUAGGACCAUCCAGGCUAGCAGACUAUGUGCCAGUGAUACACUAUCUCAAGGUGAUGAGUCUGGGCGCAAUACAGAAGCAGUGACUCCUGUUACCCACCCUGUCAGAACAGCUCUGAGCCAGAAAGCCUCAACUAUCUACAUCACAUAUCACUGUUGUGUUGGGAGCUGGAGACCAGUCGGUUAGGGUUAUGCUGCAGCAGGGGAGCUAUCUUGGUGGGUAGAGCACAGGAUUGCAUUGGUGAAGUCCUGGGUUCAUUCCCCCAUACUGUAUAGACCAGACGUGCUCAUAGUCUCUCACAAAAUGUUUUUUUUUAAAAGGAAAAGAACAUGCAAAUUAUAACCUUCUGGGUAAGGAGAUAAAACACAUGAUCAGGAGUGGCUCCCUCAGCAGCUGAGCAUCAGUUUGGAGAAAUAAACCCUCUGUUGUUUUGGUUAAAGGUGUGUUGUCAGUACACCUGCACAGAGGACAUCAAGCCACAGGAUUUACUAUUUACAGAUCCUGAAAUGGAGGUGGGGAAGUUUAGUGCAAAUGGCUCAGGCUGGGGAGACUGCCAGCCCAGGCCAGGAGAGAACAGGACAGAGGAGGGUAACAGGCAGCAGGCACAUGCCACACAGGGUGGGGGCUUCCCUUGCCCCCAGCAAUGCAAUGAAAAAGCCAGUUGUAACUUUUGACUUAAAGCCUGCUGUUAACCAGAAGCCUUAUCAAUGACAUUAACAGCACAUAUUUUCUGUCACAUGUAUUCUGUACUGGAAUCUCACAAGACAGUAAGGUAGGGGAGAAAUACUAUUAAGAAAAUCACAUGAGAACAUGUAUUUACAGUAUAUAUUUAUAAUGCUGUGAUGGGUCUAUCAGUACUGUGAACUUACACUGUCAUUUUACUAAACAGAUUGUCUUUCAGUACCUAUUAUAAAUGUUUCCUUAUGUAUUAGAAAAGGGUGUACCUUUCUGAUACUAUACAUCAUCAAAGAGGAAGAUAUGAAAAAAACUGCAUUUUUAUCUGCAGACAUAAUCAUGAUCACACAGAAGCAGCAGCAUUGUUUUAUGGUUGCUGAAUGCUACCCUCAAAACUGCUUUACAGCAGCCUGGCCUAUAACUAAGAAAUAAAUGGUGAUUUUUUUUUUAUAUAUGCCAUAGAGUGUUACAGUCAUAUUCAUGACAUUUUUCAUAUGCAUAUAUGUGAAAAGAUACAUAUUUCUAGACUAUGUGAUUCACAACUUUCCAAACUGUUGCAGAUUAAAAAACAGAAGCAAUAUAUUUCUUGGGAGAACAUGAACGAAAGUGGACCCAUUCAGUUCAAAGCCAUGUUGUUCAGGAGCCCACUGUACUCACAAUCCCCUUCCUUUUCACAGGCUCAAGUCUAAGAGUAUUUUAAAAGGUGCCUGGGGAAAAACAGGAAGCAGGGUGCUAAGCUCUAGUCCUUAUCUAAUGUCCAGGCUCUGGUAUAAACUUUGUUGUCACUGUAAAAUGCCCAGGCAGCAACUCCAAGUAGCUGUUUUUCUCACAACUGUACUUAAAAAAAGAUGUGUUGCCAUAAGCUCUCUAAUCCUGCGUCUUUCAAAAAGAAAAGAAAAGCUUGCUGUGCUUUUCUAAGAUGUUCAA
Molecule: messenger RNA, 7687 nt
Organism: Erinaceus europaeus (western European hedgehog)
Lineage: Eukaryota; Metazoa; Chordata; Mammalia; Eulipotyphla; Erinaceidae
Product: zinc finger protein ZFP2
Exons: 5
Coding region: 1288-2871 (527 amino acids)
Biological process (GO): regulation of transcription by RNA polymerase II
Molecular function (GO): RNA polymerase II cis-regulatory region sequence-specific DNA binding; DNA-binding transcription factor activity, RNA polymerase II-specific
Source: RefSeq, a predicted model, not a curated record